GUGGUGAUUCAGUUUUGAAUUAGAUUUCAUUGGAUUCGUUAAUUUUAUGCUUAGGGUGAGAGAAGAAAAACCACUAAGUCUUUGUAGAUUCCACUCAUUACUUAGCGCUUCACGUUCGUUGCCUUAUUUAUUGUGCUCGUUCUCAUUUCGUUGGACGGAACCUUUAAUUUUUCUGGAAAAUUCUAAAAUCUCAUUAACCGGAGGAGUGCUCUUUACGUGAAAAUUUCGCUGAACAGACAUGUAUGUUAAAGAAGCAAAAAAUUCUGUAAGCAAUCCAGGAUGGAUACUGUUGCCAGAACAGAUGGAUGUUUUAACUAAAAAACCAUACAUUUAUAAUGCUACAGCUGGCUCAUUUUUAGAACUUCUCUUUUUACAAAAAUUCUGGAUGCGAUUAUCAAAAUAUGUUCCUAUGCAAGUAGCACCUUGUGUUCUGACUUGUCUUGGGUUAUCUAUUAACCUUGGUUGUUGUUUGACAUUUUUGUACUACAGUCCUGAUGCAAGGGUUGAGGCUCCUUCAUGGGUAUAUGUAUUAUGUGCUGUUGGGGUUUUUCUUUAUCAAACGCUUGAUGCCUUGGAUGGGAAACAAGCUAUAAAAGUUCAAGAUACGCAGAUAGAAGAAGUCUACGAUCAUGGUUGUGAUGCCAUUUCCACUGUGUUUGUGUGUUUAACUACCUCUGCUGCCUGCCAGUUGAUUAAUUUGCCAUUACUCAUGUUUUUAUUUUUUAUUGUCUCAAUGCUGGUAUUUUAUAGUGCUCAUUGGCAAGAUCAUGUGACACAUGUUAUGAUUUUUGGAAAGAUAGAUGUAUCUGAAAUACAGUUCUCGGUAAUGUUGGUUCACUUAUUGACUGCUUAUUAUGGACAACAGCUUUGGCGAUCAACAAUCUUUGGUUUAGAGUUAAGACUGAUACUUGGAUUUUUGUCAUUACUGAGCAUGUGUGGUACCAUAAUCACCAACAUUGGAUAUGUACUUGGAAAUAAAACCCCUCUUGAUGAAUAUGUAAAAGUUCCAAGGAAAAUGGGUAUCCAGAUAUGGAAUCCUGUUGUUCCUGUUUCCAUUUUGACUCUCUUUGCUGCCAAAGCUUAUGCCUCGGGACUUUUUCACUCUAGUCCAUCCAUCUUUAUAAUUGCAUUUGGUCUGGCAUAUGCAAAACUGACUAUGAAACUUGUGAUUGCUAAUGUUACGUAUGCUGAUGUGGAACUUUGGGACAGUAGCCUUGUUGCUCCUUUUCUUUUGUGUUUAAAUACUUAUUUGCCCACUUCGUACAUGUUGCCAGCAUGUACAGCUUUGCUUUGUGGUUUGGUUUACAAUCUGAUGGAUGUGGCUCGUUAUUUCACUUACAUAAGUUGGGAUUUGCGAGAAGCAUUAGACGCUUACAUCUUCACUUUGAAGUAUCCACCUGGCCAUCCCAAAUUCCACUCCAAACACAGUGAAGGUGUGUACGUCAAUGGCUUGAACAACAAUGAAAUUCUUGGAUCUGCAAAAAAAUUAGAUUUACACUCUGAUGAUUGAAAAGAAAGCUCCAGUUGAAAAAGGGGGGAAAUUCUGAAGCGUUACUAUAUGUGGAUCUUGAUUCACAUUCGAAUUCUCUUCGAGUCUAGAAAAGAGGGAGAAUAUAACAAGUACAAAUUUAGAACAAACAAGCCAGUUUAGAAUUGCAAGCUUUAUUAUAUUAAUAAAUCUUAAAAGAGAGGUCUACUUACACUGUGAAUCAUUAGUGCAUUGAUGUUAUACAUUAAUUUGCAAUGAUGUAUAUUAGUGAGAAUAUGAAAUAAAUGACCGGUAUCCACUAAGAUACAUUGUAUAAAUAUACACUACUUUCAUAUCAACAUGCAUUUUAUUUAUUCAAUCCAUGCUGACUGCAUAUAUACUGUGAUUGUGUAUAUUUAUUGAGAGAUAUGUGAUCAUUGUAAAAUUAAUUGCGUUGCUUCUUGGUUUUAAUGUUUUUGUAAUUUUAAAGGAUCUGUUAUACAGGAUGAGCUUGAAGUUUUUUCCUUAAUCAUAAUAAAAAAAGUUUGAACAUUAUUUUAUUUAUAUGUUUGUUUCUUAAAUUUGGUUAUUGAAUUUAUGACAAGACCAAUUUAAAUGUGUACCUCUUUGUUGCUUGAACAAUGUUGAGGUGGUAUUCUCGUUCUUAUUAUAAUACUGUCUUGCAUUUAACUUUGAACUGUUUAAUCCUAGCUUUCAAUAUUUUAGUAUCAUGAUGUUGCAGCCAUAGAAACAAAUUACUUUGAAGAAAAAUAGCAGAUUUGAUAUACAGAACCAAAAAGUGCAUUGCAAUUCCUCCCAUAUUGGUGCUAAUUAUUUGAUUUUAUAAAAAAGCUUCGUGCAGGACUAUGUAUCACAUUAAUUUAUUACCAUUAUUUUGUUCUAAAGUUUUGAUAUUAAGAAAAAGCUUAGUGUUCACCCUGUAUUCCUUUUACAGAAAAUUAAAUUGAGACUUUGUGAUUGAUUAAAAAAAACAUACUUUGAAAGUAUUAUUAGAUACAAAGUAUAAAUCAUUUUCAAGGAAAAACUGCUUUUAUAAUUCUUUUUAUAUUAAAAGAAUUUUUCAAAAUUUUACAUGAACUGUAUUUGAUACUGUAUUACUUGAAAACGUUGAUGUACCUUACGUUUAUGGGGAAAAUCCUUUUUAUAUUUAUUUUGCAAUUUGAAAUAUUAACAUUGUUACACUGCUGGAAUUGUGUUCAAUUUAUAUUUAUUUAUUCUACUGAAAAUGUUUUAAAAUUCUAGUCUCUGUUAAUGUUCAACCCUCCAAGGGUCCUAAUAACUUUGUAUUCUGAUAAAUUAGCUGAAGACCAAACUGAAUUUAUUUUUUUUUAUGUAUACAGGAAAGCAUUGAAAUUUCUUAAACAUGGAACUUUAAGAAAAUUUACAUAAAAUUGAAGAAACAGUUCAGCAAGUUAAAGCAUAUUGAAAAAAUUUUUUUAUUAUUCCAAGCUAUUAUUUAACAGUUAUAUAUUUUUUAAGAAGGGGAAAAAACUUUCAAUACUUUAGAUCUAUACAAAAUGAGAAAUAUUUUAACUUUGUUGGAGGGUUAAUAUGAAAUAUCUAUAAUGAAAUGAAAUGGUUUUAACAACCACUUCAUUAAAACUUGUUAUACUAGUCUUAAUUAUUGCAUUUUAAUACUGUUUAUAUUAUAAUUUAUUUGGCAAAUAGUUUUUAAAGAGAUGUAUAAAAUUUUUAUUAUCAGAAUUUCUAUAUGAUCAAAAUUUUUGUGGAUCUUUUUAAUAAUUUAGAAAUGUUUUAUAUGAUAGCAUGUCUUUGAUUUUUUUCUAUAUAUAUAUAUUUAUUACUGUGACAAAAUGAAAUAUGCUUUCACAUUCAAUGUUGCUUUUUAUAGUUUUUUUUUUUAAGUUCAAAUAUACUUUUUUUUUUCCUUCUUGUUAUGAAAUUUCUGUCUUUCAUAAUUGUACAGAUUUUGAAAACACCAAUAAACAGGGCAUUUUAAAAUUA
Argiope bruennichi is the source of this 3454-nucleotide messenger RNA. Its product is annotated as cholinephosphotransferase 1-like. Gene Ontology annotation, biological process: phosphatidylethanolamine biosynthetic process. The transcript is spliced from 10 exons. Gene Ontology annotation, cellular component: Golgi apparatus; endoplasmic reticulum membrane. Lineage: Eukaryota; Metazoa; Arthropoda; Arachnida; Araneae; Araneidae. The record is from RefSeq and is a predicted model, not a curated record. Gene Ontology annotation, molecular function: ethanolaminephosphotransferase activity; diacylglycerol cholinephosphotransferase activity. Bases 239 to 1510 code for a protein of 423 amino acids.